UGGGUAUGAAACCCAAGACGGCAGUUCAGUUCGAGUAUUGCUUGCGUUCGUACGACAGUUCUUGUGCAGUGCUCUCACACGCGCGUUACCGAUCGAAGUGAUUUGAGUGUGAACAUUAUAUAUGACAUUCGAAAAGGAUUCUUAAGGCGGUCGCUCCACUCAAAUUGCAAUACCGUUAAAAUGAUUAUUCGGUGGGAAUUAAGUUUAGGACUUCUACUCGUGCUGAUUUCUAUAGCCAUUUCCAAGAAAGAGUCUUCCGAUGCCAAAUGCCCCAUGUUGACAGAGUGCCCCUUCCGAGCCCAACAAUGCUCUGAAGACGACGACUGUUCAGUAGACAGCAUUUGUUGCAAGAGCCCGUGCGGCAAAGUCUGCACCAAACAGCUUUUUACAGGAUGUCAGACUCUUCGUCAGGCUGCUUCGAGGCGUGCCAAAGCCCUAGGAGUUGAUACGAAAACUGUAAGAAUGCCCAGAUGCAGCAAAUCGGGGGGUUUUGAACAAAUACAAUGCGACAAUGAAAUCGUCAGUUCUUGCUGGUGUGUUGAUGACGCGGGAUUCGAGAUGCCAGGGACGAGAGCUCCGGCUGCAGCUUUAGUUAAUUGCACAGUUCCUAAACCGUGUGCAGACCACACCUGCAGAAUGUUCUGUCCGCACGGAUUCGCCCUCGACAACAACGGAUGCCCCCUUUGUCGCUGCCGCGACCCCUGCGACGGCGUUAGGUGUCCAAAUUCUCUCGAGUGUCACUUGGAAGAUCUGGCUUGUGCGGACCCACCUUGCCCCCCCGUCCCGACAUGUAAACGAGGCAGAAGCUUAGAAAAUAUUUGCCCGGUAGGUGAUCCGUUAAGAAUAAGCGAUACCGUGAGGCCAUUCUUGUGUGGGAAUGACCCGGGAAAACCGAACUGUCCUCCUAUGUACCAGUGUUUGGUGCAGAAAGGAAACGACUACGGUGUUUGCUGCCCUGCAUCUCUAAAAAUCCAAAAAACUGGAUCGUGCCCUUCGCAAAUGCCCGAAAACUCCGCCUGUGGUCCUAUGUGUACCCACGAUCUCGAAUGUCCUUCAAUUCAGAAAUGUUGUCAAACCGAACAAUGCGGCUCAUCUUGUUCGCAUCCAAAGAAUGUAACAGAAUGCAUUCACCAACGUGCCUUAUCUGAAAUCUUGACUAUAAACGAGAGGGCUGGCAGAGGUUACGUCCCACAGUGUUCCUCAGACGGUCAAUUUGAACCAAAACAAUGCAGCCGCAACGGACUCGUUUGCUGGUGUGUGGACAGAAUGGGCCGAAAAAUCCGAGGGUCCAUGGGACCUGCCGAGAGCGCAAAUUGCUCCAGCAGCGACGUUCGGAUUCAGUCAUCUGCACGUAGUCUUGAUAAGCACGGUAAACAAUGUGAGUUCUUGGAGUGCGCAGCCGUUUGCGAGUAUGGGUUUAAACUGGACGAAGACGGCUGCCCGACUUGUAAAUGCGACGAUCCUUGCGAUGGCUACAUGUGUCCAGAAGACGAAGAAUGUAUAAAUGUUAAAGAAGCGUCUUGUUCUGACUUUUUAUGUCCUUCUCUUCCAGUUUGUCGCCCCAAAGCCAUAUAUGCAAAUCCAUGUGACCAAGGAGCACCAUUAACAGAUGAUAUAAGUGGUGCACCUGUGGCAUGUGCUCUUAGAUCUGAAGAUGGAACUUUAUGUCCUUCGUCGUAUGACUGUACUGCGGUUCCUGGAUCAACUCAAGCAGUUUGUUGUUUGAAGGUGGAAGAGGAAUCAGAAACCGAAAAUUACAACCUAACGGAGACCAGACCACAAACGAUGUGCGAAUAUUUGCAUGACUUUUCUGAAAGUAUGGAAGGUACUCGAGAAGGGAUGAACUUGGCUCUUCCAAGUCCAGCGUGCGAUUCAGAAGGCAACUAUUUGGCCACACAAUGUCACAACUCUGAAUGUUGGUGCGUCGAUCAUUUCGGUACCGAGAUCCCAAGAACCCGCGGCAAACGUAACGCAAGCAAAGACUGUAAAGAACUAAGAGAAACCAUGGACUGCUUAGACCUAACGUGUCGCAUGGGUUGCGAAUACGGUUUUGUAUUAUCCGAAGAAACAGGUUGCCCUCAGUGCCAGUGCCGAGAUCCUUGCAGUAGCAUUACGUGUGCAGAAGACGAACAAUGUCAGCUUGUCGAAGUAAGCUGCAAAGAUCACUAUUGUCCUCCAGUACCAGCAUGCCUUCCAAAGAAAGUUGGUCAAUGUCCUUACUUAGUACCUGCUACUUCGACAUCGUGUGACUUCGAAUGCAACUCUGAUAUGGCUUGCAACGGAACCAUGAGGUGUUGUUCGAAUGGUUGCGGAACACAAUGUGUAGAACCCCUAAUGAUGACAGCCUGUCAACACCAAAACGCUCUAUCGCAACACCAAGCACACGAAUCUGGCGUACCAGCUGGAAAAGUUUAUAUUCCCCAGUGUAGAGAAGACGGUGACUACGAACCCAAGCAGUGUCACCCCGGUACCAGAGAAUGUUGGUGCGUGGAUCUUAGAGGUUUCGAAAUUUCCCAAACAAGAACCACAGACACUUCAAUCUUAUGUGAAACACCACCGCAGUCAAACUGUCCGCUUUCCAAGUGUGAGACAGACUGCGAACAUGGUUUCGAAUUUGAUGAAAAUGGGUGCAGAACUUGCGACUGUAUCAACCCCUGCAAUAAGGUUUCAUGUAGAGGCGAGGGAGAAAUAUGUAGGUUGGUUGCCGUGGAAUGCAUUAGCUGGCCUUGCCCUCCGGUACCAAUGUGUUUGCCGAAAAAAGAAAAUCCCUGUCAGAACGGAGAACCUUUAAAACUUGGUAACACCGAAGAACUUGUCAUUUGUGGUCCUGACUAUGAAAGUUGUCCAUCUUCGCAUAAAUGUCAAUUGAGCCCAGUCGGAGAGUAUGCAGUUUGUUGUCCAAAACCAAGGGAUGUAUGUUUUGAACCUUUGGAUAGAGGUGCUUGCGACGAAAACGAUUAUUCGAGAAAUCUUACCAGAUACUAUUUUAAUUCUCGUAUUAACAAAUGCGAGAUAUUCACGUACAGUGGGUGUAACGGAAAUCACAACAACUUCCACUCUGAAGACAUGUGCAAUUUAGUCUGUCCAGUUUUAAGUCAAUGUGAACGCUUGAGGGAGAAAAAUCAACGUGCAGCCGAACGUUACAACAAACCUACUUUUAUGCCACGUUGCGAGCCAAACUCAGGAGCGUGGCAAGCAGUACAAUGUUUGGAACAUGUGGGAGUAUGCUGGUGUGUUACUCCUCAAGGGGAACCAUUGAAAGGUACUCUUACUCGUGGAGCUGAACCCCAAUGUAAUUUCCGACAAGCCAGAAAUCGAGCCAGUGACAGAUCAGAUUUUGUUAGUGAUGCCGAUUUAGUUCUAGAAGAGCUGAUGAUGCAAAUUGGUUCCUUUGACGGUGAAGAAGAACCAUCAGAUUUAGACGAACUCGGAAGCGAUAAUGUUGAGGUUUCUGCGUCAACGCGUUGUGAAGCUUUAGGAGGGCAGUGUGACGAAAACGGUAAAUUUUUACCAACGCAGUGUGAAGAAGAUACCUGUUGGUGUGUAGACGAAGCUGGUAAUCAGCUACUUCACACUAAUACCUUCAAGAAAGGAGAAAUCUCAUGCAUGAAAGUUCCUGUUGAAAGUGUGGAAGUUACCUUAGGCUUUCGUGGCGAAUACGACGAUGUUUCAGCGGUACCAGUAGUCAACCAGAUUACUAAAAUUGUCAAGAAUAUGAACGGGAUAAUCAGCAGUCAAGGAUUUAAAACAGAAAGCAGUUCGGAUGCUUUAUAUAUUAAAUUUUCGUUAAUCGGUAGCAACAAAGUUGACGUUGCUUACCAGCUGGAACAAAUGGUUAUGCAGCAACAAUUACCCGGUCUCACAGCCGAUAUUACCAGAUCUAGAAUUACGCAUAAACUUUUGGCUCAAGAAUCGACUUUGACUGAUCAAAUUGUAGCACUGGAACAUAGAGAAAUUGUGUCCCAGUCUCCGGUCUCUGUAGUGGCUCCCUAUCACACUGCGUUAAUAGUAAUCGCUGCAGCGUCAGCCUUUGUUAUUUGUGUUUUGCUUCUUUUGGUUAUUUUGUACAGGCGAAAAAUGAAUAGCUUGAACAACAACAAAGUUAUCGAAGACAACAGAUUUCUGUCAAACAGCAGACCAAUUUACAUCGAACUUCCUAACGAGAAAAUGAAUACGAUACAUUCUGAAUCAAAAAUGACCGGAAACACAUAGUUUGUAUAUUAGUAUGCCAUUUGAAUAAAACUCUUAAGUGUUCGCAGAUUCGUACACAUACAUUUUGUGAUUAUUUUGUAUUUUUUAGUAUUAAAGGUUACUUUAAUAUGUCUUGCUAUUA
This is a messenger RNA of Zophobas morio, 4333 nucleotides long. RefSeq lists its product as uncharacterized. Gene Ontology annotation, molecular function: serine-type endopeptidase inhibitor activity. The transcript has 15 exons. Lineage: Eukaryota; Metazoa; Arthropoda; Insecta; Coleoptera; Tenebrionidae. Gene Ontology annotation, cellular component: basement membrane; extracellular region. Gene Ontology annotation, biological process: cell-matrix adhesion. The record is from RefSeq and is a predicted model, not a curated record. Bases 181 to 4212 code for a protein of 1343 amino acids.